This is a messenger RNA of Paramecium octaurelia, 760 nucleotides long. The record is from the annotation of a GenBank genome assembly. NCBI's taxonomy places the organism in Eukaryota, Ciliophora, Oligohymenophorea, Peniculida, Parameciidae.
AUGAAUAAAGAGAGUGUGCCAAUGUUUAAGUUUAUAGUCAUAGGCGAUCAAUGUAAGUGGGUAUGUCAGACUUAGCUGUGGGUAAAAGUAGCUUUGUAAAAUAAUAUUCCGAAUCCAUUUUCAUUGAAACUCAUAAACCAACUAUAGGGGUAGAAUUUGUAAAAAAAAUGGUAGUUGUGGAUAAACGCAAAGUUGAAUUAUAAAUUUGGGAUACUGUAUUUCAGGUCUUAUAAAAUAGGCUGGAUAAGAAUAAUUUCGUAGUAUGAUUAAGAGUUUUUAUCGUGGUGCAGCUGCAGUUUUUGUUUUGUAUAGCGUAAAUUAAAGAGAUUCCUUUGAAAAAUUGCAUGAAUGGUUGGCAGAAUUAAAGGAGAGUGCUCAUGAAGAAAUUGUUAAAAUUUUAGUUGGAAAUAAAUCAGAUUUGGAUAGAGAUAUUUCAAUAUAAGAGGCAGAAAAAUUCAUGAAUGGAAAUAAUUUUAGUUUAUUUUUUGAAACUUCUGCCAAAACAGGAUAAAAUGUAGAAAAAGUAAACAUAGUUAUUGAUUUUAAGGUUUUUGUAGAAGCUGUCAAAUUAGUAAUUAUGCGUAUGUUUACAAGUGAAUCCUUUAAAAACUCUAUAAAAACAAUCAAAAAGACACCUGCAAAUUCUAGACAAAAUACUAGUAGAAACGAACCAUAAGAUGAUUAGAAUUAAAUGCAGAAACCAAUACAAUUAUCAGUUACUCCGUAAACACAAAAACCAGAAGAAAAGCAAUGUUGUUGA